Molecule: messenger RNA, 7433 nt
Organism: Canis lupus familiaris (dog)
Lineage: Eukaryota; Metazoa; Chordata; Mammalia; Carnivora; Canidae
Gene: NELL1
Product: neural EGFL like 1
Exons: 20
Coding region: 88-2520 (810 amino acids)
Molecular function (GO): calcium ion binding; protein binding
Source: RefSeq, a predicted model, not a curated record
UCCCGCCUCCCCCGCCGCCCGCCGGCAAGUUUGGCGGCUCGUGUCCUCCCGGCCCGCGCGCCCCGGUUGGCGCGGACCCGCGGAGCGAUGCCGGGGGACGUGCUCCUAGUCGUGUGGUUCUGCGUGUGCGCCGCCCGGACAGUGGUGGGCUUUGGGACGGACCCUGACCUGCAGAUGGAUAUUAUCACUGAGCUCGACCUCGUGAACAUCUCCCUUGGAGUCACUCAAGUGUCUGGACUGCACAAUGCCAGCAAAGCAUACGUGUUUCAAGAUACAGCAAGAGAGAUCCAUGCAGCCCCUCAUGUGAGUGAGAAAUUAAUCCAACUGUUCCGGAAUAAGAGUGACUUCACCUUUUUGGCCACGGUACAGCAAAAGCCAUCGACUUCAGGAGUGAUACUCUCCAUUCGAGAGCUGGAGCACAGCUAUUUUGAACUGGAGAGCAGUGGUCUGAGGGAUGAGAUCCGAUACCACUAUAUGCAUAAUGGGAAGCCUAGGACCGAGGCCCUUCCGUACCGGCUGGCAGAUGGACAGUGGCAUAAGGUCGCGCUGUCUGUCAGUGCCUCUCAUCUCCUGCUCCACAUCGACUGCAACAGAAUUUAUGAACGCGUAAUAGACCCUCCUGAAACCAACCUUCCCCCAGGAAGCAACUUAUGGCUUGGUCAACGCAACCAAAAACAUGGCUUUUUCAAAGGAAUCAUCCAAGAUGGGAAAAUCAUCUUUAUGCCAAAUGGAUACAUAACUCAAUGUCCAAACCUGAAUCGCACUUGUCCAACUUGCAGUGAUUUCUUAAGCCUGGUGCAAGGAAUAAUGGAUUUGCAAGAGCUUUUGGCCAAGAUGACUGCAAAAUUAAAUUAUGCAGAGACGAGACUUAGUCAGUUGGAAAACUGUCAUUGCGAGAAGACCUGUCAAGUGAGUGGACUUCUCUAUAGAGAUCAAGACUCCUGGGUUGAUGGGGAUCACUGCCGGAACUGCACUUGCAAAGGUGGUGCUGUCGAAUGUCGGAGGAUGUCCUGUCCCCCUCUCAAUUGCUCCCCAGACUCCCUCCCCGUGCACAUUGCUGGCCAGUGUUGUAAGGUCUGCCGACCAAAAUGUAUCUAUGGAGGCAGAGUCCUUGCAGAAGGACAGAAGAUUUUAACUAAGAGCUGCCGGGAAUGCAGAGGUGGAGUUUUAGUAAAAAUUACAGAUGCAUGCCCUCCUUUGAACUGCUCGGAAAAGGAUCACAUUCUCCCGGAGAAUCAGUGCUGCAGUGUCUGUAGAGGUCACAACUUUUGUGCAGAAGGACCUAAAUGUGGUGAAAACUCGGAGUGUAAAAACUGGAACACAAAAGCUACUUGUGAGUGCAAGAAUGGUUACAUAUCUGUCCAGGGAGACUCUGCCUACUGUGAAGAUAUUGAUGAAUGUGCAGCUAAGAUGCAUUACUGUCAUGCCAAUACUGUGUGUGUCAACCUGCCUGGGUUAUAUCGCUGUGACUGUGUCCCAGGGUACAUUCGUGUGGAUGACUUCUCUUGUACAGAGCAUGAUGAGUGUGGCAGCGGGCAACACAAUUGUGAUGAGAAUGCCAUCUGCACCAACACCGUCCGGGGACACAGCUGCACCUGCAAACCAGGCUACGUGGGGAAUGGAACCAUCUGCAGAGCAUUCUGUCAAGAGGGCUGCAGGUAUGGUGGAAGCUGUGUGUCUCCUAACAAGUGCGUCUGUCCCUCUGGAUUCACAGGAAGCCACUGUGAGAAAGAUAUUGAUGAAUGCACAGAGGGAAUCAUUGAGUGCCACAACCAUUCCCGCUGCGUUAACCUGCCAGGGUGGUACCACUGUGAGUGCAGAAGCGGUUUCCAUGACGAUGGGACCUAUUCACUGUCCGGGGAGUCCUGUAUUGACAUUGAUGAAUGUGCCUUAAGAACGCAUACCUGCUGGAAUGAUUCUGCUUGCAUCAACCUGGCAGGGGGCUUUGACUGCCUCUGUCCCUCGGGGCCCUCCUGCUCUGGUGACUGCCCCCAUGAGGGAGGACUGAAGCGCAAUGGACAGGUGUGGACCCUGAAAGAAGACAGGUGUUCUGUGUGCUCCUGCAAGGAUGGAAAGAUACUCUGCCGACGGACAGCUUGUGAUUGCCAGAACCCAAGCGUUGACCUUUUCUGUUGCCCAGAGUGUGACACCAGGGUCACAAGUCAAUGUUUAGAUCAAAAUGGACACAAGCUCUAUCGAAGCGGAGACAAUUGGACUCAUAGCUGCCAGCAGUGCCGGUGUCUGGAAGGAGAGGUAGACUGCUGGCCCCUCACUUGCCCCAAUUUGAGCUGUGAGUACACAGCCAUCUUGGAAGGGGAGUGUUGUCCCCGCUGCGUGAGUGACCCCUGCCUAGCUGAUAACAUCGCCUACGACAUCAGAAAAACCUGCCUGGACAGCUAUGGCAUUUCAAGGCUUAGCGGCUCAGUGUGGACAAUGGCUGGAUCUCCCUGCACAACCUGCAAAUGCAAGAAUGGAAGCGUCUGCUGUUCUGUGGAUUUGGAGUGUCUUCAUAAUAACUGAAGUACUUAAAAUAGACUCAUCGUUGCGGGAGAAAAAUGGACGAAAUGACCAUCCAGCAUGGUGAAGAACAGGAGUUGGUGUUUCUUUUGUUUUUGUUUUUGUUUUUUACCACAAUUACCAAAGUCCCGUCUGAGGAAGGUGUGUGGGGGUUACCUCUUGGACCUAUCACUUUGUUCAUUCUUGCUAACCUAGUCUAGGUGACCUACAGUGCACUGCAUUUAAGUCUAUGGUUGUUAAAAGAAGUUUCUCGUGUUGUAAAUCAUGUUUCCCUUAUCAAAUCAUUUGCGAAUACAUUUAAAUGAUCUCAUGGUAAACGUUGAUGUAUUUUUUGUUUUAUUUUGUGUACUAACAUGAUAGCGAAUCCGCUCUUUUAAUUUAUUUUUUUUCUUGAGUUUUGGAUCAAAUUCUACAAAUAAAGUUGCCUGUUGUGAUUUUGUCCCAUCCACUGUAUACUUAGUAUUCAGAUCCUUGUGAAAUGUUUUGAUGAAUAUAUGUAUGUUGAGUCUUGCUGCAUCAUACUUGCAUUUCAAACUGUUGAACACACUUAGAACCUCACUCAUUCAGCUUAAGGUAAAAGAAAUUAUGAUAUAUUGAAGAGAGGAAAGACCACGAAGAUUAUUAUAUAAUUAUUUUUAGAAUAGCUUUCUCCUCCCUUUUGCACACAAAAGCUUAUGCUGAGUGAAGUAAGUCAAUCGGAGAAGGACAAACAGUGUAUGUUCUCAUUCAUUUGGGGAAUAUAAGGGAAGGGAGAAGAAAUGUGUAAGUCACAAUUUAGAAGCAGCAGUGCUUACCACCUUUCCAGGCAUUGAAAGAGAAAGAAUCUUUGCAUUUGUUUUAUAUGGUAAUUGAUAACUUCCAAGGGACUUGCAUACCGACUAACACAAGUUAACCUCCUAGCACAGGUGAAUGGUAUUCUUCCUACAUUACAGAAGAGUAAAUUAAUGUGUUCUAGGCAACCAAUUUGUUCAGAUCUAGUUGAUUUUAUGGAGUGUUGGGACUGGUAACCAGGUCUCCUGAUGCCUCCCCAGUGCAUUUUCCUCUAGACCACACAACCGCUCAGAUGGUUAGAGGAUGCCCUCCUAGGAAAAGUUAUUUCUAUGCUCAUUAAUGACUUUAGAAUAGUGAAAGUUUUCAUUUGAGACACUACCAUAUUUUCAAAAGUUAGCAGUUAUUGAGUGAUACAAAACAAAAUGUGUAAAUAACAUUUUAUCUGAGCUGAGAAUUCAAACUUAGGUUGUAGUUUCAGGUAAGUCACAUCUUAGUAGUUUGUAAUACCUAAGGCUCUUUUUUUUAAUUAUUUUUAUUUAUUUAUGAUAGUCACACAGAGAGAGAGAGAGAGAGAGGCAGAGACACAGGCAGAGGGAGAGCAGGCUCCAUGCACCGGGAGCCCGACGCGGGACCCAAUCCCGGGCCCCCAGGAUCGGGCCCUGGGCCAAAGGCAGGCGCCAAACCGCUGUGCCACCCAGGGAUCCCCUACCUAAGGCUCUUGAAUUCAUUAUUCUGAAUCGAGUAUGGUUCAUGAAAUUUUGUUCACUUUCCCAGCACUGAAAAAGAUGUCAAGUCAGUUGUGCUAAAAAUAAUAUUUUAAAUCCCCCAAAUUAAUUAAAAAUUAUAAGCUCAGAUUGCCGUUACUCAUUGGUAUUUGCCAGAGAUUAUAUUCAAUAUUAUCAGAUAUUGUUGUGAAGACAAACUUUACCACAUGAAAUUAACUUCAUGUGCUGAAUAUGUCAAUAGUAGUUUAAAUACUAGAUUUGACAGCUACUGCUAAGUGUGGUAAAUUAGAAUAUAUCUCUACUUUAUUUCAACUCCUUAAAUGUGAUCUUGGGAUGGAGAAUUUGAAAAUUAUUCUUUUGAAAAAAAUCUUUAUGACCCAGCAUUAAAAAUAUCUUUAAAUUUUCAUCGGAAAGAAAGAGACAUUUACAAGAAUCAUUCGUAGCCAUGUUGGUCAGUGUUGGCAAACUCUGAUCCCUGGGACAAAUCUGGCCCAUUGUCUAUUUUACUGGAACACAUUGAUUAAUAUGUCCUCUAAUACCAAAGAGACAAAGUGGUAGAACUGAGUAGUUCCAGCAGAAACCAUGUGGCUCACAAAACCAAAAAUAUUACCAUCUUGCCCUCUACAGAAAAAGUUCACCAAUUUCUUAUAUAGAAGACAACUGAACACUGGUGUGUAUUUUAGAAUGUUUCCAUUUUUUCCAACUGAAUUUUCAAACUUUAAUCAUUUUCUUUGAAUUUGUAUAUGUUCAUUCUAUAUUGCAAGGCCAUUAGCAGUGAUGGCUCAUCCUGAAAUCCUGGUUUUUUACAACUACAAUCAUAAAAAUCAGUAUCUUCUUCUUUUCAUUUUAGAUCUGAUAGGUAAAUAUAAUCUGUGCUAACUUGACGAUAAAAUGUUAUUGAUAUUUAGCAGCACAAUUUACACUACUGCCAGCUCCAAUAGAAAAGGCAUUUUCUUCUAUUUUAUAUGGUAAUUGAUAACAUUUUCUUAUUUAAAAAUGGAGUGCUUUAUACAUAAGAUACUCUGCUAAGCUCUACUGGGGAAAUAAAGAUGAACAACGUUGUCUUUAAAGAUCACCAUUAUGUGAGCCUUUAGGAGGUGUUGAGAAUCUUCAAAUCCAUUAGGAGAUUCAACUGAAAUAACGGUCAGAAAUAACUUCCUGAUCUAGAAAUUGAAAAACUUGUUAUACUUUUUUUUAAAUGUGCUAAUCUUUUGAUGGAAUUUACUUAAGUCUCAUGCCAUGAUUUGCAGUGUAAAAUGGAUGUCCAUUGAAUGAAACAAAGCAGUCCUUAAAGACCAUAACCAUUGCCUGUACCACCACAGGUGUAAGGAAGCUACACACAGUCUGCUAGGAAACAAUGAGGAAUUCAUAAGCAAUUAUGUACUUACCUUCCAACUACCUGUAGUAUAAGAACAUUGUGAUUCAGAAAAGUAGAAUAUGAGUGGAGAUGAGAGUUCUAUGUAUGAACUAGACACAUCUGUUAAACACAAACUUUACCUCAUUCUUUCCUUCUAGGUUGCAUAUGAAAUAUAUAUGUGCAUAUGUACUAUAUGUAAUGUUUUAUAUGUAAGUAGAAGAUCAAUAUAUAAUUAUUAUGUGUAACCUAUAAUGCAUAUAUGUUAAUAUAUAUUCAUAUGUUGUAUGUAUAUAUAUAUACUUGUAUAUACAUACACAUAUAUACAUAUACAUACAUACAUAUCCCCAGAACUUCCCCUCUUCUGAGCUUUAUAGUUCUGUGCUUAUGUCACUGUCGUGGACUUUUAGUAGACAUUGUAUGUGUUUACAAUAGAUUAUAGAUGAGGCUAUGCACAAUUUUCAUCUUCUAGCACACAAAAGAGUGUCUUGCCUAGAGUGUGUCUUCAAUUUUAAAAAUUGAAUUAAUAAUCUUUUAGAUAUCAAAGAGUUAUCACUUAUAGUGGAAACAGUCCACCCUAAUGGCAUCCAAAUGUUCUUAAGCAGUAAGACUUUUCGGAAAAAUCAAAAUAUAUUCAGUGCUCCAAUAUAACAAUUUUGUAAAAGCAGUUUCUCUGAUUGGAGCAGACAUUGAGAACCCCUUCACAUGUGCUACACCAUAGCUCACAACUUCAACAGAACACAGCUUGAAAGUCAUUGACCUAAUCUCUCAUAUUUACUUCCACAAAUGAAACCAACACUCAGAGAGGAAGCAGUGACUUGCCCAGAGUUCCUAAUUAGUGACAGACCUAGAACAACCACCCAGUACACACUGGUUUUCCCACAUUUCCCAUCAUCCAGCUAAUGAUUCCAAAUGUUUUCCCAUACAUCAAUUUCAAGUGAGCUUAAAAAAAAAAAAAUUUCAAGUGAGCUUUUCUUACUCUUUCUAAAUGGAUGACAUUGAGACACAAUCCUGGAUGAGCUUCAGUAUCUGUCAUUGUCUCUGUGUUCCAUUUCCCUCCUGAUUAUGGUAGUGCUUUAUGAAAUUCUGAUACUAGGAACUGAGAAAUACUCAGAUUAAAAGCUUCAGCAUAUCUAAAUCCACAAUAGCAACAAACCAUAUACCCAAUCACCCAAUCUCAUGCUCUAUAGCAAAAUUUAAAAAUACAGUGAUUCAUAUUCUUGAGGUUAAGAACACAUACAUGCACCCCUCAGAAUGAAAUCUGGCACUGAAAGGCAAUCUUGCAUGUAGUCUGGUUUCUGAUAUCAUUAUUCACGCAUUUAUUUUUUCAUUAAUUCAGUGACUGUGGCAGUCUGCAAAUACAAAAGUUAAUAGAUAAAAUUGGUCUCUAUCUUCAUAGGAUUUGUGGACUCAUGUAGAAAAGACUGACAAUAAACCAGAAAAUCUAUAAGUGAGCAACGUGACCACAGACUACAUCAGAACCAGGAAGAAGAAAGGAGAGGAACUGCAGAAGCCCACUUUAGUGAGGUGAUCUAGGAAGAACUCUCUAAGGGAGUGAUAGGCCAGCUGAGAUCUGGAGAAUAUGAAGGAGCCAUACAUGCAAAGUGUUGGGGGAAUAACUCCAGAAAUAAGUGCAAAGGACUGCAAGGUGGAAAGAGGCUUGGUGUGUUGAAGGUUGUGAGUAGAACCAGAGGCCAGGAAGUGAAGAAGAAAAUGAUACGAGGUUGGGCAGGUAGGCUGUAGCCGGAUGUUACAGGCCACAUUCACAUGAAGGCUAGAGUCACAUUUUCAUUUUGAGAUCCAUGGGAAAUUAUCAAAGAAUUAUUUGUUAUUCACCUUCUUAUCCACUCACAUAUUUAUACAAGUUUUUUUCAGCUAUCCACCUAUAUUUAAUUACCAUUCAAGAAACAUGAAACUCCUGUUGUAUACCUAGUUAAAGACAUGACAACAUUAUCUUUUCCCUUAGAAGUUUACGAUCUAGACUGUGAUAAUGCAAUCUAGGGCAUGCAUGACGUGUUCAGAAAUAAAUUCAAGGAACACUUAUAAAUAAAUAAUUAGAUCUUUAA